Messenger RNA from Saprolegnia parasitica CBS 223.65, 1684 nucleotides. RefSeq lists its product as hypothetical. The transcript has 4 exons. The record is from RefSeq and is a predicted model, not a curated record. Bases 33 to 1655 code for a protein of 540 amino acids. NCBI's taxonomy places the organism in Eukaryota, Oomycota, Saprolegniomycetes, Saprolegniales, Saprolegniaceae.
GGUGCUUGUGUUUUGAAACGAACGCGGCGCCGAUGGAGUCGACCAACAACGAUGGUGCGUCUAGCGCCAACCCGUUCACGCUGCCGUCCGACGAGGAGGUUUUCCGCAUGCGCGACGACGUCAAGCGCCGCAAGGACGAAGACCGCGAGCGCAACGCGCGGCUCAAGAUCCACGAGAAGCUCACCAACUCGUCCAAGCGCGGCAACAUUCGUCGGUUCAAAUUUGACGACAGCGCGCCAGACAUGGUCAAUGUCGCCCAGUCCAAGCAGACGCGGGGGCUCGUCGCCGCCGCCACCGCCACCAUCUCGAGUGACCGCCGCCGCGAGAAGGAAAACAUGGCCGACUUUAUUGCGAAGAAGCGCGAAAUGUUCCUCGUCCAGAUGUCGCUCGACACCAAGCGCGAAGAGAUUCGGAAACUCGAGGAGAAGGCGCAGCUCAAAGAAGAGGCGCUCAAGAAGAGCGAGCUCAUGCUCGAGGAAGACGCGGUGCGCUUCGACACGUUUCUCAAAGAGAACGACAAGAAAGCGCACGAAGCCAUCAAGAAGGCCGAGAAGGAAACGAAAGCCAAGGCCGACCGCGUCCAGGAAAUCAAGAAGCUCAACCAGCAGAUCCAGCUCGUGCAGAGCGACAUGUCCAAGCUCAAGGAGCAGCUCGACGACUGCCUGAAAUACAAGGCGUUUCUCGACGAGCUCACGCCGCCCGAGUGGGAGGCCGAGCAAAUGGAGCGAAAGAAGAAGCGGCAGCAAGACCGCCUUCGGAAGAAGAAGGCCAAGGCCAUGGCCGAAUGGGAAGCGAUUCGUACGCGAGCGCUCGCCGAGCAAGAGGAGCGGGACCGCGCAGCCGAGCGGGUCGCUGAGAAGGACGGCAAGACCAAGAAAAAAGCCGAAAAAUUAAAGCCCGCGGUUGCAUCCAGCACCGUGCCGCCGAUGCCCGCGGUCGACGACAUGGUGGCUACGAGCAGCGGCGAAGAGCUGCCCAUGUACUUUCAAAACCCGCAGCAGCUGCUCGACAUCUUUACAGCGCUCGAAGAGAGCAAUUUGUUUCUAAUUCAAAACAGCCAAGAGACCGAGCAGUCGCUCGAGGAGCUCAAGCAAAACUACCGCGAGACCAAGAAGAAGAUGAACAAGAAGACGCAAGUGCUCAAACAAAACAUUGACGAGCUCCGCGACCAAAUCAACGCCGAGGACGAGAAGGCCAACCACCUCCGGCAGCGUGCGAUGGCCGGCACGGGCGAGAAUGUCCAAGAACGCAUGCUCCAAGAGCUCCACGACAAGGUCCUCGAAGUGUACCAGCGCUGCGGGUUCGAAGCCGACUCGAACCCGAACACGCUCUUUAUGCUCACGGACCUCGAGGCGCGGCUCGAGGAUUUGCUCAGCGCCAUCGAGCACAUGCCCGAAGACUACGUGGUCAAAGCUGAGAAAGAAAAAGAAAAGGAGCGCCGCGAGCGCGUCCGUCAGGAGCGCAUUGCGCAGCAGACCAAGAUGUACGAAGAGCGCAUGAAGAAAUCCAUGGAGCGCAGCAUGCAAGCACCCAAGAAGCGCAAGGGCCGCCAAGUCAUGUGGCGGUCGCAACCGCAGCGGCAGAUCAAGCAGCAAGACAACGACAACCACGUCAACGACGACGACCAAGCCGACCAGCAACACUUUCGGUGGUGAACUCUGUUGAUAACCUAUUGUCCCCUCUC